GUACUGUGACGCAUCCAUGGUACGUGUAGACACGUUGCGAAUUCGUCGGACCGAUAAGAUGAAAAUAACUAUUUCCUGUUAAUUGUAAUAAUCAGCCUUCAAUCCCACCUCCAAGUCUCCUACAUCAUGGGUUCAUCUUCGCGUAUUGGAGAUGAGAACUCCCUCCUCGACCUCACCGGAAAAGUAGCUGUCGUCACUGGAGCAAACUCAGGAAUCGGCUUAUACAUCCUUUUCCACAUCGCCCAUUGCGGUGCUAGAACAUACCUUGGAGCCAGGACGGAAGACAAGUUCAAUAGCGCUAUUGCCCGCCUCAAGACGGAAGGGCUUGACACCAGCAAGAUCGUAUGGCUACCCUUUGAUUUGAGUGAUCCUAGAAAAGCGAAGGAGUCUGCAAAGUGGCUUUUGGAAAGGGAGAGUCGUCUUGAUAUUCUUGUCAAUAAUGCAGCAAAAAUUUUGGGUCCGUAUGCUCAAACUGCAGAUGGUCUGUCAGAUAGCAUGGUUAUCAACCACAUGAGUCCGUACUUGUUCACAAAGACCCUUCUACCGCUGCUAGAAUCCACAGCACGUCAACCUGGAUCUGACGUGCGCAUCGUAAACGUAUCUUCCGUCGCCCACCGAUGGGUACCAAAUCCUCGAUAUGACAGUCUGGAGGCCUUCAACUCUGACUUUGCCGAUACAUGGAAACCCAAGACGAAUCUGUACGCAUAUACGAAGCUGGCAAAUGUUCUGUGGACAAAAGAGCUUCAGCGGUCGUUUGACCGUGCCAACAUUCCCAUCCUUGCGAUGACGGUCCACCCAGGAAAUGUCAUGUCCGAGGGAAAUGUUAAGCUCUUCAAGUCUCUGAUGUUUGGAACGAUUAUAAACUGGGUCUUUUCGCUAUUCUUCAUCAGCCCAUUCGAUGGAGGGUACACGCCCGCAUGGGCAGCAGCCUCAAGGGCUAUCGCUGAAGAUCGCAGAAAAUAUGCUGGAACGUAUCUCGUUCCGUUUGGAGUGAUAGAGGAGGCGAGCGAACAUGCACAGAGAGAGGACUUGGCGAAGGAUUUGCUGGCGACGACGGACGCUGUCCUUAAGCAAUACGACUAUGCAUAGAGCAGCAUAUACAUACACUGUGUUUAAUUGCAGACGACCACAACAGGAUCAAUAUUAGCAAUUGCAAGGAUGAAUAAUUGCUGCGAGGAUGAUGGACGUAGCUGAUCAGGCUGCGAUUGGCUUUCUUCUCUACCACAUCAUGGUUCUCGACGACGGCAACG
Desarmillaria tabescens is the source of this 1250-nucleotide messenger RNA. Its product is annotated as NAD-P-binding protein. The coding region runs from base 127 to 1089 and encodes 320 amino acids. The record is from RefSeq and is a predicted model, not a curated record. Lineage: Eukaryota; Fungi; Basidiomycota; Agaricomycetes; Agaricales; Physalacriaceae. The transcript has 9 exons.